This is a messenger RNA of Daphnia magna, 2524 nucleotides long. Its product is annotated as protein dimmed. The record is from RefSeq and is a predicted model, not a curated record. The transcript is spliced from 3 exons. Lineage: Eukaryota; Metazoa; Arthropoda; Branchiopoda; Diplostraca; Daphniidae. Gene Ontology annotation, molecular function: protein dimerization activity. The coding region runs from base 616 to 2049 and encodes 477 amino acids.
GGAACGCCAUCAUGGGCGUGGCUCGCCAAACUCUCGAGUAUUAUCCUCUCCGUGUCGGUUAGAAUUCAUCCGAUAGGGAAACGAGAGGCGCACGGAAAUCCUGAUCCCUCCCUGCAUCCGCACGCGCAGGCGCGUAUAAUCCGCGCAAUGGCUCUUCGUUAAAAACGUUGAACUAAGAGCACAGCAAACCGGAACAAGAGAAUGUACGACCCCAAAAUGAAAGGGAUGGGUAAGAAGAGGAGGAGACGUCAAGGGAAGAGAGAAUCGGAGCACGUACCACCAUCCAUGUGUGAUGUAUUUGCGGCCCGUAUCAAAGAGAAUCCAGCAGCACCUUAUCGUCUCUCUGUUUUCCAUUUUGACUGGAUUCAUCAGUUUUUUUUUUUUUAAAUCUCUAUUGAAUUAUUAAAAAAGCCAACAUUUUCCACGAAUGAUUUGACCUUUAACUGGUUAUUGUACACGGAUAUUUUUUUAAGUACAUUCCACCUCUUCGUCAGUGAAUUUUUACAACGAUCGUCACCUGUGUGGACCCAAUCCAUCGAAAUUCGAGUUAGUUUAUUGCCGGAUUGAUUGGACAAAAUAAAAAAAAAUACUUAAAGAAAAGGCCAACGCUUGCGGAUGCUGCAGCAAGGCACUCGUCGAGUCAUGGAGACGGCUGAUUUUGGAGGAUUCCAGCCAUCUGUGAUGACUUUGUGUCUGCCCAGUCAGUAUCAUCAUCACAAUCAUCAUCAUCAUGUGAGUGGUCACGGCAGUGCGACAGGAGGAUCCGAUUCAUUCCGUCCGUACGGUGGCAAUCCGUCGUCUUCGUCGGCGGCUGCCGUGGCUGCUGCAGCCGACCUCAGUCUCUUCUCGCCGAUGAGCGACAGUCUGAAACCAGCUCAUCACGGCCACUACGGCGGAGGAGGGGCUGGAGGCAGUCAGCCGUCGCACAAGCUAAUGUCAAUCAUCAAGAGUCAAGCCGGAUUGAAUAGCGAGGUGGAAAGAAUCUCUUCAUCUUCGAGUCUGACCAACGUCGGCGGCUCGAAUUUAAACAAGUUGAGACAGUCGACAGUUCCCCCGACUUCUUCCGCAACCGCCUCGUCUCCGAGCCGGACAGCUUGUUCCUCUUCUUCAGCUUCAAUUUCGCAUCAUUUCAAUCUGGUUGUUGGCGGCAAAGAAGUCGGCACCACAGGAAUGCAUCCUUCCCUAUCACCGUGGUUUAUCCAGCAACAACAACAACAACAACAACAACAGAAACCGAUGGGCAGUAACAAGAAGAGGCGCCAGCUGUCCGAAUCCGCUUCAGGUAGCGACGAUGACCACUACCAUCCGGAUGAUAGCGGUCUGUUACUGGAACAUCACAGCCUGUCAGAGGGCGAGACAUCCGGUGGAGGUGGCGGAAGGAUUGGUCCCUCCCAUCAUCAUCCAACUGUUAUGGGUUUAACCGCUUCCACCGGACACUUAGGUGCCGGAAUGCCGCUAAACGGAAGCACUGGACUUGUGUCGAACAAUUCCGUCGGCGGAUCGUCGCGCAAAAAUCGGCAAGGCAAAGCUGUCCGGCUAAGCAUCAACGCUCGCGAACGGAGACGGAUGCACGACUUGAACGACGCGUUGGAUGAAUUGCGGAGCGUCAUCCCGUACGCUCACUCUCCGUCGGUGCGCAAAUUAUCUAAAAUUGCGACGUUACUCCUGGCCAAGAAUUACAUCAUGAUGCAAGCGAACGCCCUGGACGAACUGAGAAGAGUCGUCACCUACAUGAACCAAACGACGGGACUAUCCAUCCCGGCUUCCGUCGCGUCCAUGAUGACUAAUCCGCCUGGAAGUAAUAUGCAAUCGAGUGGCAACGGUAGUCCCGUCGGUCCUCCUGCGACGCCCGCAACCAAUGGACAAACAUCACCGCCAUUAUUGCCGUCUGCGGAGUCUGUUUGUUUGAACGGAAUGCUGGCCGCCGAAUCGAGCAACGGCAGCAGCAGUAACAGCAGCAGUUUCGCUAUCUCCGGGCUACUCAAUAAAUCAUCGCCCGCGCCAUCCGCAUCAGCAGGCAAGGCCAUCACUACCAACAAUGGUCAAUAACCCUUUCACAAACUAUUAAACAUUUAGGAUCUCUUCAACCGACAAAAGAAAACGAGAAAACAACCCAAAAAAAUAAAAAAGGAAAGGCCAUUCCGGUUUUGUUUUUCAUUGUAUUUGUGUUUUGUUUUCGUUUUUAUUCUUUUGUUUUUUUUUUUUGUUUUUUGACGUUGUUGACUUUCUUGUCCGACCUUUUCAGCAAACAUGACAAACCAAAUAUUUAAUCUAGUCAGUUUGUUUACGUGCGUGUAAAUAACGAGCCGUAUUACUUUCAGUCUCAAUUUGUAUAAUUUUUCCAUACGCAUCGCCACCGCUGCGUUUCUCAUUUUCUCUCUCUAUUCAAGUCGUUCAGACAGCCGUUGAUUAUUCAAUGUAUUACAUCCUUUUAGCUGAAUAAUUCCACGAAAGAAGAAAGCAAACAAAAAAUGCCGAAAUUGAAACUGUGUCGUGUUAUCAUAAUAUAUUAGCUUGAAAUUGA